CACCAUGGCGGCUCAUAUUAAACACCUACCCCAACCCCUUCUUCUCUCUCACUCCUCCCACUCUCACCUCAUCACCAUAACCACCUCAAAACCCACCCCCCUUCAUUUUCCGGCCAGCCCUCACACCCCACCACCAUUUCCACCACCACCACCAUCAUCAACCACCUAGAUCACCACCAUGUACCACCGUAGAUUCAAAAUCAACACCCGGCAAUUAUACGCCUCUGACAGCCCAAAUGACCUUGAGCCCGAGCCCAUCUCUGAGCCCGGGCCCGCUUCACCUUCUUCCGGUGAAGACAUAAAAACUGAAGCACCAUCUCCCAAGAAAAGGAGGGAGAUGAAGAAGAGGGUGGUGACUUUACCAAUCGGUGACGUGGAUGGAUCUAAGAGCAAAGGAGAGACAUAUCCACCGUCCGAUUCAUGGGCCUGGAGAAAGUACGGUCAGAAGCCCAUCAAAGGUUCCCCUUAUCCCAGGGGAUACUACCGAUGCAGCAGUUCAAAGGGAUGCCCCGCAAGGAAGCAAGUUGAAAGAAGCCGCGUGGACCCCACAAAGCUCAUGGUCACCUACUCCUACGAACACAACCACUCCCUCCCCGUUCCCAAAUCACAUUCCUCCGCCGCCUCCGCCACCGCAACCACCUCCAGCGACGGCGCUGCUGACACUCCCGCCACGCCUACCGAGUCCACCGCCAUGUUGCCGCCGGAGGAGGAUCUGACGGUUUUCGCCACGCAUCCCGAUCUGGAAUUCACCGGCGACUCGGCGGUUCUGCUCGGCCACCACCACCACCACGCAGAUUUCGGGUGGUUCGACGACGUGGCCUCCACCGGCGUUCUUGAAAGUCCGAUCUGCGACGAGGUGGAGGAUGUGAUGCUAACGAUGAGGGAGGAAGACGAGUCGCUGUUUGCCGAUCUCGGCGAGUUGCCGGAGUGUUCGGCGGUUUUCCGGCGAAGGAAUAUUCUGAGCACCAGCACGAUACAGUGUGAUGGCAUCACAGGAUAACACGGCUGGACCGUUUUCUUGUGUCCAGCGUUGCAUAAGAUGAUACUCCCUCCGGUCCCAUUUAUAAGCAUGAAAGAGAAGAAAAAUCUUGGUCCUUUUUAUAAGAACCAAAUGAAAGUUUGAGCUAUAUUAAUUAUUUUUUUCCAAUGAUGCCCUUAUUAAUUCUAGCUUGUAAAAUGUGUCUCAUUAAUUAUUCUCUCUCUUUCCCACUUUCCAACACUAAUAACAAAGGGUAAUUUUGGAAGUUUAUUUUGAUUCAA
Molecule: messenger RNA, 1260 nt
Organism: Lotus japonicus
Lineage: Eukaryota; Viridiplantae; Streptophyta; Magnoliopsida; Fabales; Fabaceae
Product: probable WRKY transcription factor 69
Exons: 3
Coding region: 179-1000 (273 amino acids)
Biological process (GO): regulation of DNA-templated transcription
Cellular component (GO): nucleus
Molecular function (GO): DNA-binding transcription factor activity; transcription cis-regulatory region binding
Source: RefSeq, a predicted model, not a curated record